Messenger RNA from Loxodonta africana (African savanna elephant), 8737 nucleotides. It is a transcript of the gene CBX6, whose product is annotated as chromobox 6. The record is from RefSeq and is a predicted model, not a curated record. Gene Ontology annotation, biological process: negative regulation of transcription by RNA polymerase II. NCBI's taxonomy places the organism in Eukaryota, Metazoa, Chordata, Mammalia, Proboscidea, Elephantidae. Gene Ontology annotation, molecular function: chromatin binding. The coding region runs from base 78 to 1325 and encodes 415 amino acids. Gene Ontology annotation, cellular component: PRC1 complex; chromatin. The transcript has 5 exons.
UGCGGCGCGUGCGCGAGCGGUGCAGCACCGGCCGCGGGAGCAGGGAGUAUUAUGGGCUGUGGGUGCCUCUGAGCAAGAUGGAGCUGUCUGCAGUGGGUGAGCGGGUCUUCGCGGCCGAAUCCAUCAUCAAGCGGCGGAUCCGAAAGGGGCGCAUCGAGUACCUGGUGAAAUGGAAGGGGUGGGCGAUCAAGUACAGCACUUGGGAGCCGGAGGAAAACAUCCUGGACUCGCGGCUCAUCGCAGCCUUCGAGCAGAAAGAGAGGGAGCGUGAGCUGUAUGGGCCUAAGAAGAGGGGACCCAAGCCCAAAACUUUCCUCCUGAAGGCCCGGGCCCAGGCGGAGGCCCUCCGCAUCAGCGAUGUUCACUUCUCUGUCAAGCCGAGCGCCAGUGCUUCCUCCCCCAAGCUGCACUCCAGCGCAGCCGUGCAUCGGCUCAAGAAAGACAUCCGCCGCUGCCACCGCAUGUCCCGCCGCCCGCUGCCCCGCCCGGACCCCCAGGGGGGCAGCCCCGGCCUGCGCCCCCCUAUCUCACCCUUCUCCGAGACGGUGCGCAUCAUCAAUCGCAAGGUAAAGCCUCGGGAGCCCAAGCGGAACCGCAUCAUCCUGAACCUGAAGGUGAUCGACAAGGCCGCAGGCGGAGGGGCUGCGGGGCAGGGGGCCGGGGCCCUCGCCCGCCCCAAAGUCCCCUCACGGAACCGUGUCAUCGGCAAGAGCAAGAAGUUCAGCGACAGCAUCCUGCGCACCCAGAUCCGCCACAUGAAGUUCGGGGCCUUUGCGCUCUACAACAAGCCCCCACCCACCCCCCUGUUGCCCCCACCUGCCAGCAAGGCCGACACUGCUGUCCCCCAGGGCCCCGGGCUGCUCCUGGCCGCUCCCACCGCCCCCUACGAUGCCCGCAGCUCCAGCUCCUCCGGCUGCCCCUCACCAGCACCGCAGUCAUCCUCCGACCCCGAUGACGUGCCCCCCAAGCUGCUCCCCGAGACCCUGAGCCCAUCAGCCCCCGACUGGCGUGAGUCGGAGGUGCUUGACCUGUCCCUCCCAGCAGAGUCGGCAGCCACCAGCAAGCGGGCUCCCCCUGAUGUCACUGCUGCCCCCAGCCAGGCGCUCCCCCCAGCCCCUGUGCCGGUGGUUGCCUCUUCCGAGCCUGAGGCCGGGGACUGGCGCCCCGAGAUGUCCCCCUGCUCCAACGUGGUUGUCACCGAUGUCACCAGCAAUCUCCUGACGGUCACCAUCAAGGAAUUCUGCAACCCUGAGGAUUUCGAGAAGGUGGCGGCUGGGGUGGCAGGUGCCACCGGGGGAGGUGGUGGCAGUGGGGCCAGCAAGUGAGGGGGCUCCACCAAGGAGACGGCUUUGGGGGGGGCCUCCUGCCCAGAGUCAUCCUCUUGUUGCACCCCCACCCUCACCCUCACCUGCCUGUGCUUUGCUUGUUCAAAUGGCUCAGUGUUGACCCUGGGAUGGGACUGGGCAGUUGGAGCCCUGAAGCCCAGUGGGUGGGGGAGGUUGUGGGAGAGGUUAGGGCCAGGACAGGCUGAGAGCGCUGAGAAGUGCUCCUUCCCGGCACCCUCUCUGUCUCACACACAGUGGAUCCCGCUGGGUGGUUUCUGGGGAGCCCCAGAACCUAGGGUCCACCUGCUCCUCCACAUCCCACUCAGUUCCCCCAGCUUGCUUCCUGCUCUCAUGUACAGCGCCCGAUUCCUCGGUGCUACCUGGCAGCUGUGGGGGCCGUUUGGAGACCCCCCACCUAGGGCGGGCACGUUCCUUUCCCUCUCUAGAUGCCCGGGCAGAGGAGCAAAGAUGUGUUCCUAUCUUUUGGGCAAGGCCCAGGACAGAGGUCAGGGAUGAGGCCAGGCUCAGCCGCUGCCUUCCCACCAGAAGCGAGGUCAGAGGCAUGGGUCUUCCCUGCUGACCCUGGGAUGAGGCCCAAGCAGUCCCCCUGAUGCCCACUCUCCAGCAUCCUAACCCCCAUCUUGAAGGCGGGAGGCUGUAGCAGGGAGCUCACCCUGCCACAGCUUCCCGGCGUCUAAAGACCCCUUCAGUUCUCGACCAAAGGUGCUAUAAGAGCCUGCUGCGGUAGCUGCGGUUGUGCGUGUUUGUCCGCCACCCCUUGGCGUGUUUGUGCGUGUAUCCGUAUGUGCAUUGGGCGUUAGGCCCCAGGUUUCCAGUUGGCACCCUUACAGUUCUUGAGAACGAAUAGGGUCAUUGAAGGCCAGAACCUUCCCUCGCAGUCAGCUCGGGUCUUAGGAGAUGGUGGCAGAAGCCACCCGGCCUGCCUUCCCAGCCCAGUGUGAUGAGGGCAUAUGCCUUCUGCCUUAGGGGUGGUCAGCCUGACCAGUCAGGCCUUCACUGCAGACAUGGCAUGUUGCGGACUGAGGUGGAGAGGGGGACCCCCACUCCAAGCUUCACCUUCUUCCUGGGGGUUUGGGGAGGAAGGGGGAAGCUUGGCAACCUUCCCCGGGGGUCUCCCCAGCUCCUCUCAACCCCCUCUGUUUUGCUUCUGACGCUGAGGCUUUCUCGCAGCCCAGCCUGCUCGAAGCAGCCAGAGGCCUCUGAGGCCCUGGGCAGCCUCUGUUUUCCGUGUGCUGCCAGGGAGUGAGGCGUCUAUGCCAGUGGCAGAGACCAAAGCCCCAAUUUGAGGCCAGGCGUUGGGAGAAUAGGCAGGCCAAAGGGGCAGGGCCGCAAUGAGGGGCUGUGCUCCAGGAGAGUGAGGGUAUUUGGUCUCAGGAGCAGGGCCAGGGGCCUGGCAGCCUGGCCUGACCACUACCAGGGUCUCAGUUUGACCUGGGUGUCAUGACCCUGUCGUGGCUCCAGAUAGCUCCCCCGUGUGUGCAACAGUUGGUACUUCCGAUUUGGUAGCAGGUAGCCGAAGGCAGGAAGGAGGCAGAAAGGGAAUCCAGUCAGCCAACGGAUGCCCUUUGUCCCUAAGCGUGGGAGAACACUCUCUCCUGAAUCUCCCUGCCAGGGACUUCGGCACAGCCUGUCCUACCCCCACCCCUAACCCCACCCCCAGGUUGUUGAACAGCGGCCCUCACAGGAGGGGACCAGCACACCUGGACCCUGCCCUGCCCCUUGUGUUGGCUCUGUGGCCCUCCAAGUGCCAAUUGGCUUUUCCCCCAAAUAAGGGCUGGUAUUUCUCCUCCGUCCUUGGAGGUGAUUUCCCCCCUGAUCCCCCCUCCCCCAGGCGAGUGACCACCUGGGUACCAAUUACAGGUGUUUUCCAGAGACCAUAGAAAUGUGUUUUCCUGAGGGUCUGUGUCAUUUGUGACUUUUUUUGUAAAGAAGUUGUGUUUUCAGAGGUGAUUUUAUGACAGGAAAGUGAAAGAAUUAGUUUUGCAAAAAAAAAGAAAAAAAUAGAAAAAAAGAAAUAGAAAAAAUAUUGUGGGAUUCCUAUGGGGUGGGGGGUGGGGAGAAAGAUAUUUAAAGAAAAAAUAGUAACGCAGUGAUUGCACAGGUGAGGUGGCAAUGUGAGGGAAGGGGGUAGAGGGCUAGACUUGGCUGGCGGGUCCCCCAGAGGCGCUAUGGGGACAGCCCCAUGGCCAGCCACCCUCCUUCCCUGGCCCAAGGCUGGGGGAGCCCUCCCUGCUGUCCUGGGCCCAGACUUUCUCUACUCCGCAUCCUUCCUGCUCAAAGGGAACUAGCCAGAAGCUGCAAGGGUAAGUGGAAGCUGAGGAGAACUGAGCUUUGGGACAGGAUGGGGUGGGGGCCAGCAGGGGGCCAUUGCCAGGACCCACUGUUGGUAAUUUGUUCCAGGUGGCUAGGUACGCUUCAGUUUCUUGCUCCCCUACAUUGGUUUUCCAGCCUGUUGGGCCAUCUGGUCCUACCACUCCCACCCAUGGGGGGUAUCACCCCAAAGACCAGGACACCCCUGAGCUUCCCUGGCCAGGGAGGGGAUGCAGGCUUCAGAAAGAAAGAAGCUGUGGAUCCUGGGAGAACCGGGUGUGGCUCUAAGGAUUGGGGUCACUGUGGGGAGAAGUCCCUUCUUUCUUGGGCUUUCUAUGGGCGCAUUGCUGCCCAGACCCUCAAGCCGGGCCACCCCACCUCAAGUGCGUGCAGAGGCACCCAUGCACACUGCCUGGGGGCGGAGGGCAAGACCUAUUGGAGCCCUCUUUACCUCUCUUCCAGGGUGGCUCUGAGCUCGGGCCCCCAAGUUCCAGCCCCCUACUUGCACGGACCAGCCAUCCAUGGGCCCUUCCCCACCCCAUGCUGCUUUUCCAUUUUCCUAAUUACCCAGCAGGAGUUGCAGUCCGGUUUGCUUUAUUUUUGUAUGUGAAAUGCCCCCCAGAGCCCAUCUCCUACAUUCGAUAUUGGUUGGGGUCUCUGUCAUCUCCCCUUCGAUGCCACUCCCUCCCGUGUCAUAGGAAGCAGGUGAGGCCUGGUUUGAGACUGAAAGUUGGCACCCAGUCCUGUCCCGUUUUCCUUCUGAUCCUUAGUUUGCCCUUCUGUGAAAUGGCUGUAUUGGGCAGCAGCAGCUCUUCCUAAAGCGCUCCUGGUGUGGAGCAGCAGUGAUGGUCGAGAUUGUGGUGCUGGGGCCUCCAGCCUCCCACAGCCCUUCUCUACUUUUCCCCCUGCAAAGGGGUCAAGGUCAAAAUGAGCCUCAUAUGACCCUAUUCUGCCCUGGGUAGAGGCAAUGAUCAGUCCCCAGCCUCAUUGUGAGGUGGGCAGAGUGGGUGGGGUCGCCCCAUCAAAGAUGAGGAAACAGGCCUAGAGGCAGGGCCUGGAGUGCAAGCUGCUCCGGCGUUUUAGGGAAGGCCCCCCUUGAGAAGGUGGGGCCAGGCCUCGAAGUCACUGCCAGGCAGUCUGUCGGGUGGACCCCUGAGCCGGCCAGCCUUGAAAGACGCUAGACCCCUGAGGGUGCACGCGGCUGGAGGGUCAGCACAGAGGAGGACACUGCCUGUGAGGGAGAUCUGCAGGGACCCAAGGGCACCCCCCUACCCCACCUUUCUGGGGUUUUUUAGUUUGGUUUUUUUAUGUUUUUGCACUUCCCCCACGCUGGCCAGUGGAGCCCGCCUGGGCAGGCCCACACCCCGGCCCCCUGCACUAGCCCAGGCAGCUUCUUUGGGGUUCAUAUGAUUUGAGGAAUCACUUUUGUAAAGAAGAAAGGAAGGUUUUUAAAGGUUUUGUUUUCUGUCUGCAUCUGUUGGAUUCAGAGAGCCCAGAAUGAGGGGCUAAAACCCGAGGAGAGGGGCUCCCCAGUGCUGUCUCACAGGGCAUCAGCUAGGCAAAGGGGGGUGAUGGCCUAAUGGGAAAUCGUUGGCAAGGGGCAGAGGGCAGAAGGAACAAAGUUUCAGGGCUGCCCUUGGUGUCGGGACGUAGUGCAGAUGGAGACGUCUUUUUGUUGGUUUUAAUUUAAAAACACAAAGGCCUAAAGAAAUAUGUAUCUUAUAAUUUUUUUAAUUUUUGAAAAGCUCAUUUAAUGACUCGUGCACGAAUGAAUUCUAUAUAUAUAGUAUACAUAUAUAGCUAUAUUUGGGGAGGGGCGCUGUCUCUUUUCUCGCUCUCAUUUUUAAAAUUAAAGUGUCGUUGCCUUUGUCUGUGGUUCAACCAUCCAGCUCCCAGCUGGCUAAACUUUGCCUCCAGUGAUUCAAGAUAGGAAAGUAGCUGGGGUUGGCAGGAGGUGAGGGACUGUGGCGUGGGUCCCCCACGGCCCUCCUGCCCCUCCCCAGUGGAGAUUGCGGGUGCAGAAGACAGGGUGGGGUUUUGGUUCUGGUCUGGACUCAGUCUUUUCUGGGCUGGGGGAGGGCGGGUUGGUGCCGAUUACUCUUGUCUUGUAUGUUUCGUUCUGCUGCUCUUCAAUAUUGUAUCAAUGCCAGGAAGUAGGGGGUAAAGAAUCUCUUUUGCCCCCCAAAUAAAUUGUCACAUUCCGAAGCGAAGGCCCAGCCCUUGGGACGGGAGUGUGUGUGUGUGGUUUCUUCCACCUGAACUGUGGUCAUUACACAGCAUUGGGCCUUACCUGCUCCAGGUGAGGACAGAAAGGCCCUGCCCCAGGGGAAGCACCACCAUGUCCCGCAGCUGGCCAGUAUCCCACAUGUCCAGUCCGUUUCCCGGCUCCUGGCCUCUCACAUUCCUCCACCUCACGACUUUCCAGCCAGCCGAGGUAGGCCAUGGGCACCAAGGUGGCGAGUAGCCUGUGUUUGUGGAGAACUGAGAUGCCUGCCUUAAGGAUAACUAGUAGGCAGGCACCUGGGGGGAGCGGGGGUCAUACCACUGUGGGCCUUCCUGUUGGAAUCAUAGUACCCAGAGAGGGAGGGUCCUGUGGCAGAAUAAACCUCAGGUGGGGAGGCGGGCUUUAGAUUUCCAGAGUGGGAGAGCAGGCCUGGGGGGCGGGGUGGGACAUGGCUGCUGUUGCCCUUGGUUCCCACAGUUUUGACACAACGUGGCCUUUUUGACAAUGAGCUGUCCCGUGGUUCCUCACACAGGUGCUGGGCUGGGCGCUUGUGCCUUCUUUGAGUAGACCACCAGCCUCCUCCCCACAGAGCAGGGCAGCCCUAGGCAAACUCCAUCCCUUCCUCCCAAGCCUGCACAGGGCCUGUGAGCUCCAUCUCAGGACAAGCUGCCACCCUUGGCCACCCAUUUGCCAGGGCUUAAGCUUAGCCGUUGCCCUUGACUUUUUCCUCACCAAACCGAACCCAUUGCCACUGAGUCCAUCCCGACUCAUAGCAACCCUAUAGGACACAGUAGAACUGCCCCAUAGGCUUUCCACAUCUUUACAGAUUUACAGACGACGCACUGCACUGGGCAAGUCAGCCGCAGAAGGUCUCUUUUAAGUGUUAAAAACCAAAGAUGUCACUUUGAGGACUAAGGUGCCCCUGACUCUAGCCAGGGUUUUGUUUGUUUGUUUGCUUGUUUUUAGACAAACCUUCCAUCCCUCCGUGAAUUUGGUUUGCCAACUUUUUAAUGUAGUAUACUUUCAUAUAUAUUUGAAUACAUUUUGAACUUUUCAGUUUAUUUCUGCACACGAUACACCCUGCUUUAAUUAUUACGAUUUUUUAACAUAUUUAAAUGCCAGUGAUAUUAGCCUCUGCCAUCAUUCCUCCCCAGUUACUCAUGUUUUUUCAAGUCUUUCCUGGGUAUUCUUCCAAACAAACUUUAGAGUAGUGUCUUUAGAAUUGCAACUGAUGUUAAAUUACAAAUAAUUGUGGGAGAAAUAAAUGUGACAUAUUAAGCUUUUCUAUCAAGGAAUAGAGUUUUUUGUUUUUUUCUUUUUGUACUUUAGAGGAGGAUUUACAGAACAAACUAGCUUCUCAUUAAAUGAUUACUACAUAUAUUGUUUUGUGACAUUGGCUACCAACCCUAUGACAUGUCAGCACUCUCCCUUCUCAACCCCGCGUUCUGUAUCACCAUCUUUCCUGUCCCCUCCUGCCUUCUAGACCUUGCCACUGGGCUGAUGUGCCCAUUUAGUCUUGUUUUGUUUUAUGGGCCUGUCCAGUCUUUGAAGGGUGACCCUCAGAAGUGACUUCAUUAUUGAGCUAAAAGGAUGUCCGGGGGCCAUACUCUCAAGGUUUCUCCAGUAAGUCUGGUCUUUUUUUGUGAGUUAGAAUUUUGUUCUACAUUUUUCUCCAGCUCCGUCCAGGAUCCUCUAUUGUGAUCCCUGUCAGAGCAGUUGAUGGCAGCCCGGCACCAUCUAGAUGUGCUGGACUCAGUCUGGUGGAAGCUGUGGUAGUUGUGGUCCAUUAGUCCUUUGGACUAACCUUUCCCUUCAAGCCAGGGCAUUUUCAGUCAUCUCAUAUGCAACACAAACUCGGACAAUGAAUAAGGAAGACCGAAGAUUUGAUGCCUUUGAAUUAUGAUGUUGGCGAAGAAUGUUGAAUAUAACAUGGACUGCCAAAAGAAUCAACAAAUCUGUCUUGGAGUACAGCCAGAAUGCUCCUUAGAAGUGAGGAUGGUGAGACUUUGUCUCUCGUACUUUGGACGUGUUAUCAGGAGGGACCAGUUCCUGGAGAAGGACAUCAUGCUUGGUAAAGUGGAGGAUCAGGAAAAAAGAGGAAGACCUUCAAUGAGAUGGAUUGACACAGUGGCUGCAACAAUGGGCUUAAACGUAGCAACGAUUGUGGGGGUGGUACAGGACCAGGCGAUGUUUCGUUCUUUUGUACAUGAGGUUGCUAUGAAUUGAAACCUACUCAACAGCACCUAAUAACAGCCUCUACAGAAGCAGACUGCCACAUCCUUCUCCCUCGGAGCGGCUGGUGGGUUUGAACCACUGACCUUUAGGUCAGCAGCCGAGAGCUUAACUGCUGUGCCACGAGGGCUCCUUGCUUCCUCACCACCCGCCCCCCUUCAAAUGCUGAAUUGCUGGUACUAAGAGCAUCUUUCUCAAAUGUCUCCCCACCCUGUGUCUCCUGCCUGUCUCCCCCAGAGGUGACCCCACCUAGGCCUUCACUGUUGCCCCUUUGGCAAAAGCCGCCCUGGUCUCUCAGCCUCCGAUCUUAACUGCACUCAGCCCCACACAUCUUCCCCAGCAGGGCCAUGGACAUUUGGAAGACCCUCAGGGUCACCUCCCCAAUUCCUCAGCCAAAGCCCUGCCUGCGGGAGGCAUCUUCCCCCAGCCCCAUCUGCCCCUUACUGCCUGCAGUGCUCUCCCCUCCCACCUGGGGGUGCUGACCUGCCUUCCCCAGUGCCCUGGCUCCUCCCUCGGACUGACCUGUGGUCUUGUGCAUCUCACUCCCAAACAGCAGGGCCAUGUCUUCAGCACCUCUGUGCCCCAGUUCACAGCUUGGCUCCUGGCACAUUGUAGGCCUUUGAUU